AACAUUUCAAACCAGGGAGCGGGUUAUGACUAACUUAAUUGUUGUUAGUGCCAUAGUAAAUGUAUGAACAUAUUUGGAGUUAACGUAACUGAAAUACAACCAAAUACACAAAUAAGUCAAGAAAGCGUCGUAUACAUGCAGCGACCCGAUUAAUCAUGAGUAGUGACACUUUUGGACGUAACGUCCGUCCAUUGUUCAUGAGGACCUAUGGAAGAACUAAAGCAGUUCGAAAGGUAGACACCUGGCUUUCCCCCGACUACAGAAAAAAUGCCUUCUCUAGCACCGAUGUGUCCGACCCGUCCAUAGCCGAGGCGAACGACAGCUCUGUGAAGCUGAAGAAAAGGAAAAAUAAAGGAUCUGCCAAAACAACCAGGGCGGCUAAGAAGAAGGCGAUGUCAAAUUUGAAAGAGAGUGACAGUGAUGAAGAGAACGUAUUCCCUACCGAUGCUGUACCCAAAACUACAGUGACGAGGCUAAGAAACCCGCCCCGGGUGCCCAUGAGGAAAGGGGCGGAGAGAAAACGGCUCAGCAGCAUGAGUGAGAAUGAGCUGCCCAUGGCGGUCACAAGGAGGCAGAAGAAGGCAACACGUCUCCUCAGCACCAGUGAGAGUGAGGAAGACUCUCUGAUGAAGAAUCCCAUGGUCACCUCAGUGCUUCCAAGGCAACAGAGAUCAGAGUUAGAGAACUCUGCUUAUCCUGGCACGAGAGGCAAAUUUGUAACUUCUCGGAGAAGAGUUCGGUCAGUUAAGCUGAAGGGACCAAGUUCAAAGCCACCGCUCCAGGUGCUCCGUUCCAGUUUGACCCUGAACUCCUCUGAUGACUUUGUGGGUGCCGCCCCUGCGCUCCCUCGUGCAGUCACCCACAGGAAGCGCCUGCCCCGUGUGCCGCUCCGGGGCGGCCGUGCCCGGGCCCUGCUGAGGGAGGAGUCGGCGUCUCUGAACGCGAGCAGCGACGACCCGUCUCUGUCCAGCCACGCCCCGCUUUUCUCCAGUACGCCCUCCGUCCUGUCCAGGCGCCCGCCCUCCCGGCGGCAGGACCCCUCCGUCAGCGGCAUCCACUUCAACCCCGAGGACAGUGCCACCGAUGUCGAGCUCCCUCAGCCGCAGCAGCGGGGGCCACCGGUGCACGUCAGAGCCCUGCCGCACAGGCGCCUCAGAGAGACUAUGGCCUUGCAGCCACGCCCGGGGGUCAGCCUGGAGACCACAGGAGGCGCCGACGGCGGCGGCAGCAACAUCACUGAGCAGAAGCACACGGCCGCUCACUCCAGGACAGACAUACACCUGGCUCCAGCGGAGCGGCACAGUCAGGUGGUGGAGGAGGAGGAGGAGGAGGUGGUGGUGGUGAGCAGCCUGGCCGAACCAUCUAGCCCUCAGAAGCAGCCCAGUCAGCUGGAGAAGGAGGAGGAGGAGCCCUCCAGCAGAGCAGAAGGGAUAGGCCAGACUGAAGAGCUCACGCCAGAGGAGCACCAGCUCAGCCUGGAGCUCUUUUCACAGGUGGAUGGCGAGGACGGCGUGCAAGGUGGGGAGAGCGUCUCCCAGGAGGCCAGCGGCUUCGUGACCGCCGAGACGCGCCUCAGCUCCCUGGUGGAGAUGCUGAAGGAGCGGUGUCGGACGGUCAGCCCCAUGGUGAUGCUGCCGCGAGCAUACCUCUCCCCCACGCUGGACACCAGCAGCAUGAUCCACAGCAUGGGGGAGACAUUUUCCUCCUGCCUGGACCGCUCGCCCGCAGACGACCGCUGCGCCGGGGGCAGGGCUGGGGGCAGGCCGGGCCCUGUCAUUGUGCUGUCCUCCUCAGAACUGUCGAGCCUCUGCUCUGAAGUCCCACCGACUCCAGCUGCCAUCCCCUCCCCCGACAAGGCAGAGAUGAUGGUGGAGCACGGAGAAGAAAAAGAAGGAGCAGCAGCAGGACGAGAAGUGGGAGACGUGGGAGACGUGGAAGAAGAGGAAAGAUCCAGUGGGGAAGGACAUGAAGCUGCAGCGAUAGAGGUGCUGGUGCAGCGGCUGAAGGCCCGCUGCGUCUCCAGCCAGCCCGUCGUCCUGCUCGACUCAGUGCGCCUCUCUCCCUUCCUGCUCCGACACCACGGCAUCGCUUCCUUGGUUCCAGCCCCCGAGGGCUCCGGCUCUGACAGCUCCGGCGCUGUCCCGCCUAACGCCACGCCGUCCUCCAGCAGCUCAGACGUCGAGCCCCACAGCAAGGCCCACGCUCCGCCCAAGCGCUGUCCCAAGAGGAGGCUGUCGGUCACCUUCCCAAAGGUCAGCGCCGACGAGGCCUCUUCUCCGGAGCGGACCCUGCUGGCGGGCCAGUGCAAGCAGCUGGCGGGGCGCGCGGGAACGGGAAGGAAGGCCUGCGUCAGCGGCCUCAGCGCCAACCGCUGGUCCAAGAGGGACGUGGCCCAGUGGGAGCGGAACCAGGGAAGUCAGACCUCUGCCCGUUCCCGACACGCCCACGACUCACUGGACUUAGGCAGGGCAGCUGUGGCCAAACACGGCAAGGAGCCCAUGUCCAGCUGGCUGGCGCUGCCUAUCACGCCAGUGCGUGCGGAGCAGCUGAACAUCUCCUCCAUCCUGGCCGGCUUAUCCCCAGACGCCUCCCUCAGCACACACAUGUGGAGCCGGCUCAAAGCGGCCCUCUCUGUCCACAAGAAGAAAACCGCAUUCAUUACUCCCCGGCGUCUUGCCCUGACCGGCAUUCAGUCUCCAGCGCUGCAGCGGUUGAAUGCCAGUCAGGAUAUUUUUGCCUCACCGUCCUGCACUACUUUGUCUCGCGUAGUCCAGAGAUCACCCAGCUCCUCUCUGCUCUCGGUGGAGGACAUCAGCGACGCUGAGAAGGUGUACCAGGAGUGCCAGCAGGAAGGCCCGCUGACGUUCGACGAGUGCAUCCCGCCCCCCCGCAUGAAGCUGUGCCGCAAGAUCGGAGAAGGCACCUUCGGCGAGGUGUUCUCCACUACCAACCCAGACGGCCAGCCGGUGGCGCUCAAGAUUAUUCCUGUGGAAGGCAAACAGAAAGUCAAUGAAGAGGACCAGAAGACCUUUGGAGAAAUCCUUCAUGAAAUGAUCAUCUCCAAGGAGCUGAGUAGCUUGGAUCAGAAGGAAAACAACAGAACAAACGGAUUCAUCAGCCUGAACAACCUGCACUGUGUGCAGGGCACUUACCCUUUGCAGUUGCUGAAUGCCUGGGACAAGUUUGACAAGCAGCGGGGCUCAGAGAACGACCGGCCAGAUUUCUUCGGCGAGGAGCAGUUCUUCCUGGUGCUGGAGUUUGAGUUUGGCGGGAGCGAUCUGGAGAACAUGAACGGCAAGCUGUCCUCUCUGGCUCAGGCGAAGAGCAUCCUACAGCAAGUGACCGCUGCGUUGGCCGUGGCUGAGCGGGCCUUGUGUUUUGAGCACAGGGACCUGCACUGGGGGAAUAUCUUGGUGAAGACCACGAAGCAGAAGGAAUGUAGCUACCUUCUGAACGGCCAAACUCACUCCAUAGUGACCCGAGGGGUGCAGGUCAACAUCAUUGACUACUCUCUGUCUCGUAUGGAGAUAGAUGGUUUAACAGUGUCCUGUGACAUCUCUGCUGAUGAAGAGCUGUUCAUGGGCCAGGGCGACUACCAGUUCGACAUCUACCGCAAAAUGCGGGAGGAGAACAGUAAUGAAUGGAGUGAGUACCACCCCCACACUAAUGUGCUGUGGUUGCACUACCUGACUGACAAGCUGCUGGGGAUGAAGUAUAAGAGCAGCGCUCAGGGAGCCCAGGCGAGGGCGCUCAAGAGCAGCCUGUGUGCUUUCCACGGGGACCUGCUGGCCUUCCAGUCGGCCACGGACGUGCUUCAGCACAGCAGCCUGUUCCACUGAGGGCACACGGAGCUGCCGGGCGCCUGAACCAUUUCAGAAAGGACACAGUCUGUGUUCGACAUACUCAGUUUCUGCAUGCUGCACUGCUGUUGGCAGGAUGCAUUUUACUGGCAGUAUAUGAACAUCAGUGGGUUUGCCAGGUGUUACUGAAGAUGUACAGACGGACUGUAUACUGACACUUAAAAAAAAUAAAAAAAAUAAUCCAUA
Molecule: messenger RNA, 4046 nt
Organism: Clupea harengus (Atlantic herring)
Lineage: Eukaryota; Metazoa; Chordata; Actinopteri; Clupeiformes; Clupeidae
Gene: haspin
Product: histone H3 associated protein kinase
Biological process (GO): mitotic cell cycle; protein phosphorylation; intracellular signal transduction
Cellular component (GO): nucleus; cytoplasm
Molecular function (GO): ATP binding; histone H3T3 kinase activity
Source: RefSeq, a predicted model, not a curated record